This is a messenger RNA of Dermacentor silvarum, 1353 nucleotides long. RefSeq names its product tigger transposable element-derived protein 6-like. Lineage: Eukaryota; Metazoa; Arthropoda; Arachnida; Ixodida; Ixodidae. Gene Ontology annotation, molecular function: DNA binding. Gene Ontology annotation, cellular component: nucleus. The coding region runs from base 1 to 1353 and encodes 450 amino acids. The transcript has 3 exons. The record is from RefSeq and is a predicted model, not a curated record.
AUGGCCAAAGAAGGCGCGCACGAGAAGUUGGAAAAGGUGCUGGUAAAGUGGUUGCUUCAGGCGCGGAGCUCCGCCAUCAAUAUUGACGGCGCCAUCCUCAAGGAGAAGGCCGACCUCGUGGCGUUGCGCCUUGGCAUUGACGGUUUCAAGGCGUCGAACGGAUGGUUAGAUCGUUUCAAAAAGCGAAAUAACAUCGUCUACAGCCGCUCCUGUGGAGAAAGUUCGACAGUAGACGUUUCCACAGUGCAGGAGUGGAAAGAAACACUGCCGGACUUGAUCGCGGCAUACAAGCCUUGUGACGUUUUCAACGCGGACGAGAGUGGUAUUUUUUAUAACAUGCAACCUGAGCAGACUCUCACCUUCAAGGGUGACAGCUGCCACGGAGGGAAGCGCAGUAAGGAGCGCUUGACGGCUCUGUUUUGUGCCAACGAAGACGGGUCCGAGAAGCUGCCGGUGCUCGUUAUAGGCAAAUUUGGCAAGCCACGGUGCUUUAAGAAUAUUCGGACGCUGCCGUGCAGCUACGAUUUCAACAAAAAGGCGUGGAUGACGUCCUCUAUUUUCACCAACUUUCUGCAGCGGCUGGACAACAAAAUGGGUGCGAAGGCGCGAAAAAUUCUUUUUAUGGAUAACGCACCAUGCCACCCACCUGACACGACCAGCCUGCGGAAUGUCAAGGUGGUGUUUCUACCGCCAAACUGCACAAGCUGUCUGCAGCCACUGGAUGCCGGAAUCAUCAAGUGCGUGAAGCAGGGCUACAGAAAGCAGCUUGUGCAGCGUCGGCUGGCGGCAAUGGAACGCAGCGAGGAGGAAAAGAUCUCCGUGCUCGACGCUAUGCACAUGAUCGCCAAUGGCACAGCAGAAGCUGUUGUAGACGAUGCGUUCGCAGAAUGCGACGAACUCGACAUGGCCAUGAAUACUGUUGGUGCCAACAGAAUAGCAUACAGUGAUUACUGUUCUGUUGAUGACGCUUUUGUCACCUCCGCGGUGUUAUCUGUUGACGACGUUGUGGCCGAGUGUGCCGAUGCGUGUACCAGUGACGACGAAGUUGAGCGGAAUGCCGGAGCCAACGCCCUCAUCGGCAGUAGCGGCACUGGAUUUAUUGAGGAGUUAUCUGCAGUUGCUGCGGCAGUGAUGCCGUUCUACUGUGGCUAUUUGAGAGCCUCGUCGGGUAUCCUGGAGGAGCUGAAUCUGAACCUCAGCCUCCCAAGCACUAGAUGGAUGACUGAGAGAGACAGGCACAGAGUGGCCGAGUCUAUUCGCAAGCGUGCUUCAACCGAGUCUGUCCAGCAGGCACUAAAGAAGCACCACUACAUUGCUAAGCAGCCGUCAGAUUAUAUUCCUGGUGGCUAUUAG